CGCGGCGUAAUCCGCGAGGUAGUUUCGCGAGGAGAAGGAAGGUAAAAGAAACCGGGUAUCGGGUCGCAUCUGGCAUUUGCAAUCAACACUCGCAUGGUUCCAGUGACGUCACGUCCGGUCAUCUGCCGAAUAAGCAGAAACCGCGUAACCAGACUCUAUCUACGGGAAAUGAUUUCGAAAAAGGAGCGGUCAACGGAGAGCACGUGUCGUGCAAAACGAACACGGAGAUUUGGUUAAAUUUUGUGAUCUAAUUAAAAUUAGUAAUCUAUUUUAUAUUUUUAACGGAUAUAUAUUCGUAUAUAUUCUACAUACAGAAAUUAAUAUUAAUCAAUAUUAAUUAUUAUAAUUUUAUAUAAUUUUAUAUAAUUUUAUAAUUUUAUAUAAAAAUAUUUUAUUUUUUUUAUCUAAUACAAUAAUUGAUUGUAAAUCUAAUUCAUUUUAAUAUUUUUUAAAUUCCUAAAUACAUAGACAAAAAAAAUCAGAAUAAUGAUGAUAGAAUGUCCUAUAACCUAUCUUUUAACAUUUUACAAACGUUCAAAACUCAAAAUUAAAUCGCGUACACAAAGAAAGUAGUGCAACUAACGAUCAGAGAGCGGUAUAAAAUUGGUGAAUCAAGGCAGACCAAAGGGUUGAGAACAAACAUCGUUAAUUUGCACGCAGAAUCCCGCUGGUUGAGGCCGGAAGGUCAACAUUAACCACGGUAUAUAUAUAUGCUCGUCAAACACUUUGCACUGGACCGUAUAAUUUGGAUUCGUAGUACACGAAGUUUCGGUUGUUCGUGCUACUCUGCGCCCUUUCAGCCGACCUAAUUGUCUAAUUGGCAAAUAAAUCCCAUUGUUUUCCAAUAAUCAGAUCGCUUGUAGCAAACUUCUCAGAAGAUAGUCAUAUGAUCGACACGAAAAAGGGCGAGUCCAACUUCAAUUUUGACGGAUCCAUAUUUAAAGUGAAAUAAUUGUGGCAAAAAAUCCUCUAAAAUGAAAGGUUGUAUGUUUAAUAUCGAUGCAGGAUAUUUGGAGGGUCUUUGCCGUGGAUUUAAAUGUGGAAUUCUUCAACAAAGUGAUUAUCUUAAUCUUGUACAAUGCGAAACUCUUGAAGAUUUAAAACUACAUUUGGCUGGUACAGAUUAUGGUAGUUUCUUAGCUAAUGAACCAUCACCACUUUCUGUCAGUGUGAUUGAUGAUAAAUUGAGAGAAAAACUUGUUAUAGAAUUUCAACACAUGCGUAAUCAUUCUGUAGAGCCUUUAUCACAAUUUUUAGAUUUUAUUACUUAUAGUUAUAUGAUUGAUAAUAUUAUCUUACUAAUUACUGGUACUUUGCAUCAAAGACCAAUUUCAGAAUUAAUUCCUAAAUGUCAUCCGCUUGGUAGUUUUGAACAAAUGGAAGCUAUUCAUGUAGCAGCUACACCUGCUGAACUUUAUAAUGCAGUUUUAGUGGAUACUCCUUUAGCACCUUUUUUUGUGGAUUGCAUUUCUGAACAAGAUUUGGAUGAAAUGAAUAUUGAGAUAAUCAGAAAUACAUUAUAUAAAGCUUAUUUAGAAGCAUUUUAUAAAUUUUGUAAAGAUAUUGGAGGAACAACUGCAGAUACCAUGUGUGAAAUACUUGCGUUUGAAGCUGAUAGACGAGCUAUUAUAAUAACUAUCAAUUCAUUUGGAACUGAAUUAGGUAAAGAUGACAGAGCAAAAUUGUAUCCCCGUUGUGGAAAAUUGAAUCCUGAUGGAUUAGCUGCAUUGGCAAGGGCAGAUGAUUACGAACAAGUCAAAGCAGUUGCAGAAUAUUUUGCUGAAUAUAGUGCUUUGUUUGAAGGUGCAGGUAAUAAUCCUGGUGAUAAAACUUUAGAAGAUAAAUUCUUUGAGCAUGAGGUUCGUCUAAAUGUUCAUGCUUUUCUUCAACAAUUUCACUUUGGAGUAUUCUACAGUUAUCUUAAAUUAAAAGAACAAGAAUGUCGUAAUAUCGUAUGGAUAGCGGAAUGUGUUGCGCAAAAACAUCGUGCUAAAAUAGACAAUUACAUUCCAAUUUUUUAAUAAGUUUCCAUUUUGUUGAUCAUUAAUUUUGUUGUAUAAUAUCACGAAAAAACUAAAUUUUUCUUUUUUUUCUUUCAUUAUCACAUUUUUUAACUAUGAACAAUUAAUAAUUACAGUAUUUCAUGUUAUGAAAAAAAGAAAAAUAUUUCUCAAAGAAAACAUAUAAUUAUCUAAUAAUUGAAAUAAAAAUGAUUAUAUUUAGCCAAUUGGACAGAUGAUAUUAAAAAUUAUUAUUUAAUAUUAUUGUCAUAUGUAAUAAGAGUUUAUAUCAUAUAAAUGUAUAUAGUGUAUUUUAUUGUAGAUCAGUAUAUUAUGUUUGAUAUUAAUUGAUGUUGUAAUUAUCAAUUCUAUUGUAAUAUAAAAUAAUAUAUAAUGCAUUCCAAUUUCAAAUUAAAGAUACUCACUUUAAAUAAUAAUAUCUUAUAUUAAAUUGA
Apis cerana (Asiatic honeybee) is the source of this 2455-nucleotide messenger RNA. RefSeq names its product V-type proton ATPase subunit VhaAC39-1 (gene VhaAC39-1). NCBI's taxonomy places the organism in Eukaryota, Metazoa, Arthropoda, Insecta, Hymenoptera, Apidae. Gene Ontology annotation, molecular function: proton-transporting ATPase activity, rotational mechanism. The record is from RefSeq and is a predicted model, not a curated record. Gene Ontology annotation, biological process: proton transmembrane transport. Gene Ontology annotation, cellular component: proton-transporting V-type ATPase, V0 domain.